This is a messenger RNA of Nerophis lumbriciformis (worm pipefish), 1534 nucleotides long. RefSeq names its product UBX domain protein 11 (gene ubxn11). NCBI's taxonomy places the organism in Eukaryota, Metazoa, Chordata, Actinopteri, Syngnathiformes, Syngnathidae. The record is from RefSeq and is a predicted model, not a curated record. Gene Ontology annotation, molecular function: ubiquitin binding. Gene Ontology annotation, biological process: proteasome-mediated ubiquitin-dependent protein catabolic process.
GUUGGUAACAAACUCCAAACAUCGACAAAAAACAACUCACAGUGCAGUCAUGAGUUCGCCUUUAUCGAUGUUAAAGAAAACUAGACGCGCUCCACUCCAAUGUGAAAGUGAAAAUACCAGACGGGGACAAAAUCAAAGGCCUUUCAGGGAGCCUGUAUCACCAGGUAAUCCAAGUCUUGCUGUGGCCAGUCCCAUUCAACCCAGUGAUGUUGACACAACCAGUUCAAAAACACAAAUCAAAGGUGCUUCCUCAAGCGAUGGUAUGCUGAUGUCUGCCAUGAUGCAGCGAAUUACCUGGCUGGAGAGGAAGGUUAGAAGCCAGAAAGAAGAGAUGGUGCAAAAGGAACACACAAUUUCAUUGUUGAAGGAGCAACUGAAGGCUCACGAAAAGUCAGAAAGUGGCGAUGUUGAAAGCUGCUGCAGCCUUAAGAAAAAGUCCCAACAGCUGCAGCACCAAGUGGAUGAAAUGGUGAGCUUCCUCAAUGACUAUGGUUUGAUUUGGGUGGGGGACAAGAAGCAAGGUGAUGCAGCAGCGCAAACAAGCUCACUUACAGGGGACUCAGGGGCCAGGAAUUUCCACUUGGAUUUUGACCUGGUGCUAAAGAGGAUCAAAGAGCUGAAUAUCCUGGCAGGAGAGGGUGAAUCAUUCAUACAAUCCACACGCAGGGGGGCACAAUUGGCUCGGAAAGAUCCUGUGCAACUGAGGCUCUACAAAAAUGGCAUUGUAAUGUUUGAAGGACCUUUCCGCUCCUACCAGGAGGACAGCACCCAGCAAUGCAUGCAGGAUUUGAUGGAGGGAUAUUUUCCAUCUGAGCUUCAAAGCAGAUAUCCAGAUGGUGUGCCUUUUGAGGUCCAUGACAGACGAGACGAGGAGUUUGUCCCCAGACGCCCAUGGAAGACAUUUCCUGGUAAAGGACAGACUGUAUGCGAGACAAAAGAGGCGUCGUCUCGAGGUAUGAAGGCAUUAAGCACAAACCAGUUCCUGAAAAGGCUGCCCACAUUUGUGGUAAAGGCAGGUCGAGUGAUUGACGUCAGGGACUCGGUGUGCAGAAUCUUACAAGGUUCAUCUAACAUCUGCAACAGCAACUCAGUGAUCCUCGUGGACACACCAGCAGUGCAAGCAAACAAGGACAGGCUGAAGACACCCACCUCUGACAGACCUUCUUCUGGCCAUAAAAUCAUCACGCUCAAGGUGAAGUCAGAAGAUGGCAAUUGCACGUACCUCCUAAAAAUGGGCCUUAACGAGACUGUGGGUCACCUACGGCAACACCUGGACUCACAGAGGGGUCAUGACCUGGCUGGCUAUGACAUCAUCAGCGCGUACCCUCAGCUUCACUACGAUGACGAUUGCCAAACACUUAGGUCUUGUGGGCUCACAACUAAUGUCACUCUUCUUCUGCGAGGAAGGAAAAGGGCAAUUGAUAGAUAAUUGCCUUAUCUAAUGAUUAAUAAGUGUGUUUGGGAGCCACAAUAUAUUUGUGUUUGUCAAUGAAAUAAAAAGACAGCCAUUCAGGUAUGGUUAAAGUAAAAGACA